AACAAGGUCUUUAUUCCAUGUUAUAUCUAUGAAGGUUGAUCAUUGCACCAAUAGAGAAGCUUGUGUUGUCAUCUGUGGUAUUACAACAAGGUCUGUAUUCCAUGUUAUAUCUAUGAAGGUUGAUCAUUGCACCAAUAGAGAAGCUUGUGUUGUCAUCUGUGGUAUUACAACAAGGUCUGUAUUCCAUGUUAUAUCUAUGAAGGUUGAUCAUUGCACCAAUAGAGAAGCUUGUGUUGUCAUCUGUGGUAUUACAACAAGGUCUUUAUUCCAUGUUAUAUCUAUGAAGGUUGAUCAUUGCACCAAUAGAGAAGCUUGUGUUGUCAUCUGUGGUAUUACAACAAGGUCUUUAUUCCAUGUUAUAUCUAUGAAGGUUGAUCAUUGCACCAAUAGAGAAGCUUGUGUUGUCAUCUGUGGUAUUACAACAAGGUCUUUAUUCCAUGUUAUAUCUAUGAAGGUUGAUCAUUGCACCAAUAGAGAAGCUUGUGUUGUCAUCUGUGGUAUUACAACAAGGUCUUUAUUCCAUGUUAUAUCUAUGAAGGUUGAUCAUUGCACCAAUAGAGAAGCUUGUGUUGUCAUCUGUGGUAUUACAACAAGGUCUUUAUUCCAUGUUAUAUCUAUGAAGGUUGAUCAUUGCACCAAUAGAGAAGCUUGUGUUGUCAUCUGUGGUAUUACAACAAGGUCUUUAUUCCAUGUUAUAUCUAUGAAGGUUGAUCAUUGCACCAAUAGAGAAGCUUGUGUUGUCAUCUGUGGUAUUACAACAAGGUCUUUAUUCCAUGUUAUAUCUAUGAAGGUUGAUCAUUGCACCAAUAGAGAAGCUUGUGUUGUCAUCUGUGGUAUUACAACAAGGUCUUUAUUCCAUGUUAUAUCUAUGAAGGUUGAUCAUUGCACCAAUAGAGAAGCUUGUGUUGUCAUCUGUGGUAUUACAACAAGGUCUUUAUUCCAUGUUAUAUCUAUGAAGGUUGAUCAUUGCACCAAUAGAGAAGCUUGUGUUGUCAUCUGUGGUAUUACAACAAGGUCUUUAUUCCAUGUUAUAUCUAUGAAGGUUGAUCAUUGCACCAAUAGAGAAGCUUGUGUUGUCAUCUGUGGUAUUACAACAAGGUCUUUAUUCCAUGUUAUAUCUAUGAAGGUUGAUCAUUGCACCAAUAGAGAAGCUUGUGUUGUCAUCUGUGGUAUUACAACAAGGUCUUUAUUCCAUGUUAUAUCUAUGAAGGUUGAUCAUUGCACCAAUAGAGAAGCUUGUGUUGUCAUCUGUGGUAUUACAACAAGGUCUUUAUUUCAUGUUAUAUCUAUGAAGGUUGAUCAUUGCACCAAUAGAGAAGCUUGUGUUGUCAUCUGUGGUAUUACAACAAGGUCUUUAUUCCAUGUUAUAUCUAUGAAGGUUGAUCAUUGCACCAAUAGAGAAGCUUGUGUUGUCAUCUGUGGUAUUACAACAAGGUCUUUAUUCCAUGUUAUAUCUAUGAAGGUUGAUCAUUGCACCAAUAGAGAAGCUUGUGUUGUCAUCUGUGGUAUUACAACAAGGUCUUUAUUCCAUGUUAUAUCUAUGAAGGUUGAUCAUUGCACCAAUAGAGAAGCUUGUGUUGUCAUCAUCUGUGCAAGCGAGGACAUCCCCUCAGAGGUGUCGGUGAUAGGGCAGGGGGAUUCUGGUUCCAGAUUCCUUCUGGAGAAAAUAGCUGGAAAAAAGCCGGCAAAACUGUUAUUACUACCAAUAACUGAACUUCAGUUUGUUAUCAGUAAAUAA
Molecule: messenger RNA, 1738 nt
Organism: Haliotis rubra (blacklip abalone)
Lineage: Eukaryota; Metazoa; Mollusca; Gastropoda; Lepetellida; Haliotidae
Exons: 3
Coding region: 29-1738 (569 amino acids)
Source: RefSeq, a predicted model, not a curated record